Penicillium concentricum is the source of this 777-nucleotide messenger RNA. Its product is annotated as methyltransferase. The transcript has 4 exons. Gene Ontology annotation, molecular function: oxidoreductase activity. The coding region runs from base 1 to 777 and encodes 258 amino acids. The record is from RefSeq and is a predicted model, not a curated record. NCBI's taxonomy places the organism in Eukaryota, Fungi, Ascomycota, Eurotiomycetes, Eurotiales, Aspergillaceae.
AUGAGGUCCAUCGAAGAUACUACCCUCGAUACCGUUCACACGACCUUGGCCUUCCGACUUGAUCCAGCCCUCGGUGGCUGUGACCUUCACGAGGUCGGAAACCCGCAAAUACCGAAACGCGACAUCCAAGAUUCCGAAGUCCUCGAUCUUGAUCUCCAAGACGACGAAGCAGUCUCUUCGAAGUAUUACGAGGAGGUCUCCAGUCUCGUGAAGACGAUGACGGGAGCCAGCUUUGCUCAUUGCUACAUGCACUUCCUUCGGGCCUCGAAUUACGCUAGUCGGCCAACGCCCGACAAUUUCAUCAUUCCCCCCGCACAUGUCCUCCAUGUCGACUACAGUUACAACGACGCCCCGGACUAUAUAAGCACCUUGCCAGAGCAACCUCCAGACUGGGAACGUCUCGCUCGAUCCCGCUGGGCAAUCUUCAGCUGCUGGCGACCGGUGACCAAAGUCACCCGUGAUGCACUUUGCCUUGGAGACAAGAGGACUAUCCCAGACAGUGACUUGAUAGAUGGCAGUACUGAUAUGCCCGUGCAUGGUCGGCAAAGGAGGACGGGUUUGUUUACGGUCAACCACAACCCUGCGCACAGGUACUACUACAAGAAAGAGAUGGGACCAGAGGAUGUGCUUUGGAUCAAGCUUUACGACAGUAAGACUGAUGGAAGAGCGAGGUGUUCGCCACAUUCGGCAUUUACUACGGCUAGUGACUAUGGUGAGGCCAGACAGAGUAUUGAGACCAGAUGCAUAGUUGUAUGGGAGGACGAGUCCUUGCACUAA